CUGACAAUGGGCAAGAGUUCGAAUCCUUCCAUGUUUGUAAGCACGUGCCAAUGCACAUGAAUGUGUGAAGACAAGAGUCAAGAAGUCUGCGUGUCUGUGAAAGUUUUUUCUGUUGGCGCACGCGCUCGUGGGACGUUUGGCUCCGCGUACUUUCCACUCAAGUUAGUUAUCGGGGUCAGAGGUUAGCGACCCUCCGACCCUAGGCAGCGGUACACGGGCGAGCUGCUUGUCCCCGCUGCUCACAAAUGCAGUGCCAUCAAAGGACUGACGCCCCAGAACAAAGAACAGAAAAGACUUUGGCGACACCGACAAUGGUUUCCAUACACAGAAAACCGAGCAAAUGUUCAACUGUCACAACAACAGAGACUUUGGUUUACACUUUACACCUUUGAGUCCGCCGAUCGUCACCCACCGAUUCCACUUUUCAUGUGCUAAUUUCCCUCGCAAUUUAAUUUUUUGUGUUUUUUUUUUUUUUUUUUUUUGUUGCAAGUUUGCGACUGUCUUUAUGGCCGCAAAUAUCUACACCCAGACUUGUCGUUGCCUUCCUUGAGGACAGGUUGCUGCGUUGCUGGUGUAGUGGUAAACAAAGUUUUCUGUCCCAGCAGGAGGUCUCGCCAAAAAAACCUGGACGCUAGACUCGAGAAGGAACUUCUUCAUAACAGAUGCCCACACACACAAACUGUGAGGAGGCCAGAAGAAGAUGGACUACCUUACCCCAGACUUUGUACCUGGAGCAAACCCGCGGUCUUCAGGUGCGCAAUCACGGAGACAAUCUCAGUCUGUCCCUCGGCUUCAGGUAGGUGGACAGGACCGCCGCCCCUCAGUCCUCCAGCAAAGGCCAGGUGUGAGAGAUGAUAGAAGGUCCUCAUCUAUUGCACUGAGAGUUCCAGGACAGUGGAACCUGUCAGAUUCUCCAGCCCAGCGACAGUUGUCAGCUUCCGGUCUGCUGCCAUCGGCGACUGAACAGGAGAAAGCAUCGGUGAUCGUGGGAUUCGGUCGGCUGCACAAGAACAGCGAGGUGACCACAGCAUGGCGGAGCGCACUCAAAGCCCUCGUGCCCACCAUGCUUCUGCAGAAGAUUGCGGAGGCUAAAGAUGGCGUGCCUAAACGACGGAAGAGUUUUUCAACUACAGAGAACAUCGAGAAUUUCGGCAAAGACCCGAACGUGAGGCUGGAGGAGCACAUGAAGCUGGCGCACCUGCAGCAGCUGAUGAAGGAGUUCUCGCAGCAUCGCCCGGAGGACAUCGUGGUCCAGCAGGGCUCCGGCUACUUCCCCCCCAAGCUGAUGAAGCGCACACCGGGCUGCAUGAACCUGGUGGAGUUCCAGACCACCAUCGCCAAGGUGCUAGGAACCAGCGAGUACUCCGAGUACCUGGAGAAGCUGUUCGUCAAGCUGGACACCUCCUGCGAUGGAUACGUGGAUUGGAAUGAGUUUUGUACCUACAUGUUGCUGCUGUACCGCGAGCAGGACUACCUCCGCGCCAAGCAGGAGAUGCCUUUCAUGGUGGAGCCGGUCAUACGUCACAUCGUGCACAACAGACAAGAAGCGACUACCAAAAUAGUUGCACUGGAUGCCCCGGUCAGAUAUGUCACAAUUAGUAAGGAAGGCGCGAUGACGGUGUGGCUGCCCAGCCUGGCCUGCGAGAAGACCUACACGGUGGCGGGGGAGGAGGAGGAGGCCGGUUCCGCGAAGCGUCGCUUCAAGAUGUGGGUGACAGACGCCGUGUACAUGCGCAACUGCCAGAAGGUCGCCAUCGGCUCCACCAGCCGCGACAUCCGCUUCUACGACGUCUCCACCAACCAGUACUUCGAGGAGUUCCACCUCUUUGCGAUGUCCGACGUCCCCUACUGCUUUGACUACUGGUACAACAAAAAGGUGCCAAACUCCGAGUCGCUACUCAUAUUCGGGGUGGACACCGGAGCGAUCCACCUCAUGUACUUCCUGAAGCCCAUCACCCAGUUGUUUGAAACACCUUUUCAGAAGGAUGGUGGAGUGCAAAAAAUUUUCAUGCAGGACCUUCCUCAGCACAGUAAGUGGGUGCGCCACACCCUUUUACCCGAUAUCCACCCGGACAUCAUACGACAAGUUCGCUACCUGCCAGAGAACAGCGCCAUCAUCUCGUCUAGCGCCAGCCCCAGAAACACACCCUCGUCAUCUCCGACAUCCAGCCUCAAGCGCCCCUACGUCUUCAAGAUCGAGAAGGGUGUGGAGUGUUUCGACUACAGCAAGCGCCUGAACAUCCUGGUCACUGGCAGCGCCGACCACCAGGUGCGCGUGUGGAACCCUUACGUCACCCACAAGCCGGUGGCCGUGCUGAGUGGGCAUGCGACAGGCGUGAUAGGGGUCAUGGUUCACGAGGGCUUCCGUCACGUGUUCAGCUACUCCAAGGAUGUGGUCAUCAAAGUGUGGGACAUCAAAGAGCACACCUGUCUGCAGACCGUCAUCCUCAAGUUCCCCAGCAGCCUGCACGGCCGGGUGCCGGACCACGGCCAGUUCCCCAUCCACCUGCAGCCCUCCCCACACGAUGCGCUGCUCGUCACCUGCAACGACUACAUCGGGCUGCUGAAGCUGGGGCGGGUGGAGCAGCAGCCCCUCAACACCAUGCCGACCACUCACGACACGCAGCUCUGCUGCGCCAUCUACAAUACCUUCUUUAAGCAGGUUGUAACUGGCUGCGACUCGUCGUCAAUCGCUGUGUGGGAUGUAGAGAGUGGCAACAAGUCUAUCGUCUUCUCCAACGCCCACGGCGACGAGGAGAUCACCUGCAUGGUCUUCGACGACUCCUGUCGGCGCCUCAUCUCCGGCGCCCGCAAUGGAACCAUCAAGGUGUGGAACUUCCAGAACGGCCACAACCUCCACAAGCUGGAGCCUGUCGGGGAGGCGGAGGUGACGGGGAUGCUCGCACUGACAGAGAAGAAGAUCAUCCUGGCGGUGGGCUGGAGUCGCCAGAUCGUCAUGUACGACGACUCCGAUGCAGACAAUAUGUAUGUGACCGCCAACACUGACUGGAAGGGGGGACAGCUCCACAAGGACGACAUUUUAACGGUCGACUACUGCCCACCCAACUACAUCGCCACGGCCAGCUUCGACAGUGAGAUCCUUGUCUGGGACCUGGAGACAGAGAAAGUCCAUGUUCGCCUCCGCAAGGGGCAGCCUACUAACUUGAAGAGACAGCUGGAAGAACUGCAGAAGCAGUCACAAGCUAACUGUCAGCCAUCCUCAUCACAGGGGUCACGUCCCAACUCCAGACAUCGCACUUCACACAAAGUACCCAACGGGCAUCCAGUUCCUGUUGACAAAUUGCUGUUUCUCAAGGGCCGAGCAAGUGUGAAGCACACAGAGAAGGCCAUGCUGCUGUCCAGUGAGGCUGGUGUGAUCAGAUGGUGGAACAUCUUUUCUCAGAAACCUGAGAUGGGUUAUUUCUAUGCCCCUGACUUGGCAGACGAGAGCGUGCUGGCCAUGUGUAGUAAGCCCAAUAACAGCAUUUUGAUCACAGGGGACACACAGGGCAUCAUCAAGGUGUGGGACAUCAUGGACUACUGUGUCAGACCACAGGAGAGGAGAGUGAAGACAGCGCCUCCCCUGGAGUGUUUGUGGAAGGCUCAUGAUGCAGCAGUGGUCAGCGUCCAGUACAUCCAACACACAGCUGGUGAUUUUGUUCUCAGCGCAUCAACAGACAAAACAGCUCGACUUUGGACACCAGAAGGUCAUUUCAUUGGCACCUUUGGACAGUCUAAUCCAUGGAAUCUAAAACAUCCAUCAACGUGGGCACAUCCACAAACUCCAUGGACUGUCCAGGAGGCCCCACCAGACACUGAUAACAGCAAGACUGAAGAAGAAAACUCAGUAAUCAAGAAUGACAUUGUUAAUGAAACAAAGACUGAAGGAGACAGUUCACCGGAUGAUGAACACAGCGAAAAUGCUGAAUCUGAAAUGAAUGAAGAGAUCACAGAAAGCCCAGAAGAGACCAGUAAAACUAAACCUCGACCUAAAUCAGUAACAGUACUGGUUGAUGUCAAAGAUUCAAAUGUGCCACACGGCCUUCGCCUUAAAUACCGUUCGCAGACUUUUGCCUUUGGUGUUGACAGAUCUGGCACUUCCAAGACAAGCCUUGGUCUGAAGGUAGAGCAAGAGCUGAUGAGACAACAGCGAGACAGACAGGGCCGACGACAGGUCUUUGGUGAGAUUGAAGUCAAGCAAACAGCAAGAUUUGGCAAAAUUUGCUCUCCCUAUCAAGCACUGACUACACCACUUUUUGAGGACAUCACGCUGCCCAGGAAUCUGCCUCUUAGCUCUCGAAUGAUCAGCAAAGGUUACUCCAGCAACAAUCUCACAGCUGAUGCCAUCCGCAGCAUGGACUUUUCCUACGGAAGUCCAGACACACCUCCGAGCACCCAGCAGGGUUCCAGCCAACAUUUAAAAAAAACCUUGGUCACAGCUAAAGUAUCUGAAGAAAGAGGACAUCAGAAGUUUCCACCUAUCAAGUCUGGAAGAAAUUCUCAGAACAAUCAACAGACUAUACCGAACCACUUGGGCCCUCUAAAAAAAUUUCACACAGUAGCAUGAAGUGGUUAUUUUUUUCACUGUCUGCAAAAAUGUUAUCAUGCAGUUUGUGGUUACCAUUUUGGGUUGGCAGAUUGUAGGAGCUAUUUUAUUGGACACUUUCUGAGCAGCAGUAAUGACAAUGUCCCCAACAUUUUAUCUAUACAGAGACAAGUUAUUUAGCCUGACCACAGGAUCCGUCUGUACAAAGUUAUUCCCGCACCCUCAUUCUGCCCACAGACUGUACAAAACCAAGUGUGUGUAUAUAUAUAUAAAUUGCUGUAAUUGUACAAAAAUCCCAUGCAUUUACAAAGAAUCACUGAGAAUGUAUAUGUAUCAUGUUACUCAUGAAUGUACAAAGAACUGCAUCCCCAUGCUUGUACAAAGUAUUACGUACAUUACCCCUUCAUGUCUGUACUUAGGAAAAAUAUAAUCAUGGUUCUGUUCA
Pomacea canaliculata is the source of this 4991-nucleotide messenger RNA. Its product is annotated as WD repeat-containing protein on Y chromosome-like. NCBI's taxonomy places the organism in Eukaryota, Metazoa, Mollusca, Gastropoda, Architaenioglossa, Ampullariidae. Gene Ontology annotation, molecular function: protein binding; calcium ion binding. The record is from RefSeq and is a predicted model, not a curated record.